AUGGCCCUUAAUGUGGAUGAGGAGGUGAAAAUCACUAUUAAACACCAGCCUCCUCAUCAAACACCAUCUGUCUCCAUUAAACCAUCACCCUUCACCACUGAAUACCAACCUCCUGAUCAAACACCACCUGUCUCCAUUAAACCAUCACCCUUUACCACUGAAUACCAACCUCCUGAUCAAACACCACCUGUCUCCAUUAAACCAUCACCCUUUACCACUGAAUACCAACGUCCUGAUCAAACACCACCUGUCUCCAAUAAACCAUCACCCUUUACCACUGAAUACCAACGUCCUGAUCAAAUACCACCUGUCUCCAAUAAACCAUCAUCCUUUACCACUGAAUACCAAUGUCCUGAUCAAACACCACCUGUCUCUAUUAAACCAUCACCCUUUACCACUGAAUACCAACCUCCUGAUCAAACACCACCUGUCUCCAAUAAACCAUCACCCUUUACCACUGAAUACCAAUGUCCUGAUCAAACACCACCUGUCUCUAUUAAACCAUCACCCUUUACCACUGAAUACCAACCUCCUGAUCAAACACCACCUGUCUCCAAUAAACCAUCACCCUUUACCACUGAAUACCAACCUCCUGAUCAAACACCACCUGUCUCCAUUAAACCAUCACCCUUUACCACUGAAUACCAACCUCCUGAUCAAACACCACCUGUCUCCAUUAAACCAUCACCCUUUACCACUGAAUACCAACAUCCUGAUCAAACACCACCUGUCUCCAAUAAACCAUCACCCUUUACCACUGAAUACCAACCUCCUGAUCAAACACCACUUGUCUCCAUUCAACCAAUCCGAACCUUUAAGCAUCAAAACCCACCGUGA
Molecule: messenger RNA, 837 nt
Organism: Neoarius graeffei (lesser salmon catfish)
Lineage: Eukaryota; Metazoa; Chordata; Actinopteri; Siluriformes; Ariidae
Exons: 2
Coding region: 1-837 (278 amino acids)
Source: RefSeq, a predicted model, not a curated record